Molecule: messenger RNA, 1033 nt
Organism: Drosophila obscura
Lineage: Eukaryota; Metazoa; Arthropoda; Insecta; Diptera; Drosophilidae
Exons: 4
Coding region: 119-982 (287 amino acids)
Source: RefSeq, a predicted model, not a curated record
AUUCGAUGUUCGUCCAUCUCUAGCACAUUCUUUCGCGGAAAAUGCAAGCUUCGGUGGAAAAAAGCUAAGUACGAAAAAGAUUAAAUAGUUUCCACGAAUCCAAACACUGAAGUCAAAAAUGUGGAAUUUUCUCGAGCCAGUCUCUCUGGACAUAAAUGCCAAUAAAGUGAAUCGUGCUUUAGGCCAUAUCGAGCGCCCAUCCCACCUCAAUGAACUGAACAGCGGUGUGAUCAAUCUAUUGGGUCAACUAAGACUAUAUGAUCGACCAUUUAUUUUACACUUGAACGUGUACAAUUUUAAUAGAGAGAUUGUGCCAGGACAACUGCAGAAGUGGAAGGCUGUGGCAAUUGGAGCUGAUUUGAUAGAUGCAUCGUGCUUCCGCAUUCUAUAUCUGCGGGUGGCGCCGACCGAGGUGCAACGUAUCGGACGUGUCGUAAUCCAAAAGUCCCUGGCAAAAGUCCUGAAAUUCAUUGAAGCAAAACAGUAUGACAAAUACCUUGUGGCUGUUGUGGCUAGGGGCAAUGCUGAAAAUGAGCUAGCUAUGGUGCACGCCCAUCAGAAAUACCCAACUCUAUACAGCAUCCGAUAUUUGUCCUAUGCCUUGAGUGAUCCAUACAUUCACUUGGCCGAUUAUCUACUUCGUAUGUGCAAAGAAACGGAAUUCGUGGAUGGUGAAUGGGAAGGCAAGUUCGAAUUGUCGGAUAUGGACAGGGAAAAUAUUCCAUCAACUCUCAACGGAUUGUACGAGCAACAAAUAGAUGCCCUCAAAGCGGCUGUGCGGCGAAAAUUUGCAGUUGACAAGAAACCAUUCAAUUUGGGCAAGUGCUGGGAAAUGAACAUGACCAGCUUUUUGUUAAAAAAAUGUUUGCGAAUUGCUUGGCGAGCUAAUCCCAUCUCGAUGAUCGACCUAACCACUGCCAUCCCAUUCUUCAGUCGUUUACUUGGGCUAGUGAUAUUAUUGACAGCUCAAUGUUCUAUUUAGUGGAGACAAGUCGCUGAUAAAAUAAAGUACAACAGAUAUCGUACAACCAAA